AUGGAUAAGAAAGCGAAAGCCGCUGCGAAGGACGAGUGGAAGGCUAUCACAAGAGAGGGUAAUCUAACUCUGAGAAAAAAUCUGACAAUUGACAUCAAAUGGGAGAACGAGACUCUUGAUCACCAACUUAUUGGGUAUUUGAAUUACAAAGGACGUGCCAUGGAGAUGUCGGAUAUUGUGGAAUUUAACAAUCGCCUUCUUACUGUUGAUGAUAAAACUGGUUUGGUAUAUGAUAUUACAAAACGCAAAGGCAAAGCCAUACCCUGGCUUUUCCUCAAUUCUGGACCAGGGAAUACGACAAGCGGGAUGAAAGUGGAAUGGCUCACAGAGAAGGAUGGUCUCCUUUACGCAGGAGGACACGGUUCUGAGUAUAGAAACACGUCAACUGGUCAAGUCACCAGUAUGGAUCCGAUGUGGAUCAAGACUAUCACCAAGACUGGAGAAGUGAAAAGUUUGAACUGGUUUUGGCCAUUCUCAAAGUUACGUAAUGCAUCUGGCUACCCAGAACCUGGCUAUUUGACGCAUGAAGCUGUGCAAUGGUCUAGCGUCCAUAGAAAAUGGUUCUUCCUUCCAAGAAAGGCUUCAAAGACAGCUUACAAUGAGACGGAGGACGAGACAAAGGGAUGCCAAUUGCUGAUUACGGCUGAUGAAAACUUCGCAAACAUUGUAGUGAAAAAAAUUGACGGAGAACCCCAUCCAAAAAGGGGUUACUCUGCAUUUGAUUUUAUUCCAAACUCAAGGGACACGGUCAUGGUUGCGCUCAAAUCUGAAGAAGUAGGAAACCGUACGGAAAGUUACGUCAGUGUGCUAGCUAUAAAUGGCAGAGUGUUUUUGGAAGACCAAAACCUCGAAGGCGAUCAUAAGUUUGAAGGGAUUUAUUUCAUAUGA
Molecule: messenger RNA, 888 nt
Organism: Cylicocyclus nassatus
Lineage: Eukaryota; Metazoa; Nematoda; Chromadorea; Rhabditida; Strongylidae
Source: the annotation of a GenBank genome assembly